UGUCAAAUCUGCACCCCGAACGCCACGAACGUCGUCUGGAGCGACUGUCAAUGCGUGUUAGCGGACGGCGUGGAGCGAGGGAUCCUGACAGCGAACAGAAUGAUACCUGGGCCGAGUAUUCAAGUUUGCCAAGGGGACAAAGUGGUUAUCGACGUGGAGAAUCAUAUCGAGGGUAUGGAAGUCAGUCUUCACUGGCACGGAAUCUGGCAGAGAGGAUCCCAAUACUACGACGGUGUGCCAUUCGUCACGCAAUGUCCAAUUCAAGAGGGCAGCACCUUCAGGUAA
Messenger RNA from Ceratina calcarata, 285 nucleotides. RefSeq names its product laccase-2-like. Gene Ontology annotation, cellular component: plasma membrane. The transcript has a single exon. The record is from RefSeq and is a predicted model, not a curated record. Gene Ontology annotation, biological process: iron ion transport. Lineage: Eukaryota; Metazoa; Arthropoda; Insecta; Hymenoptera; Apidae. Gene Ontology annotation, molecular function: copper ion binding; oxidoreductase activity. Bases 100 to 285 code for a protein of 61 amino acids.